Molecule: messenger RNA, 2097 nt
Organism: Penicillium paradoxum
Lineage: Eukaryota; Fungi; Ascomycota; Eurotiomycetes; Eurotiales; Aspergillaceae
Product: peroxisomal copper amine oxidase
Exons: 2
Coding region: 1-2097 (698 amino acids)
Biological process (GO): amine metabolic process
Molecular function (GO): primary methylamine oxidase activity; quinone binding; copper ion binding
Source: RefSeq, a predicted model, not a curated record
AUGGCGUCUGCACCUGAUACCGAGUCAAUUCCAGGCUAUACAAUCUUCCGCGAGGGAGACUAUGAGAGUGUCGCCGCUGCUGCCAUGCUGACCGACCGCAUACCCCACCCAUUAGACCAGCUUUCUAUCAAGGAAAUUCCCGAGGCGGCAAAGAUCAUUCGCGACUAUGCCAGCCCUAAAUUCCUCAAGUUCAACUGUAUCACACUCCGGGAACCCCUUAAAGCAGAAUACCGGGCAUUCCGUGCUGGUGCCAUUCCAGCUCCCGCACGUCGUGCUUUUGCUAUCGUCAUUGUCCAUGAAACCUGCCAGGUCGCCGAGGUGGUGGUCAACCUUAACACCGGCAAAGUCGAAGAAUGGAAGGAUGUCCACGAAGUUAUGCCCACUCUCACUCUGGAGGAUCUUGAUGUUAUGGAGCGCAUUUCUCGCAAGGAUCCUCGCGUCAUCCGUGCCUGCAAUGAGAUCGGUAUCACGGACAUGAGUAAGGUUUUCAUCGAUGCUUGGGCCAUUGGCAUCGAUGAGCGCUGGGGGUACGAGCACCGCCUCCAACAGGGUCUGGCUUAUUACCGCAAUUCCGCAUUUGACAACCAAUAUGCCCAUCCGCUGGACUUCAGCGUUGUAGCCGACACUGAGAAUGAGAAGGUUCUUAGCGUUGAUAUCCGAUAUGUGAAUGGUGAGCGCACCGCUGCGCCUCUCAAGGAACACAACUAUCUCCCCGAAUUUAUCGGUGAUAAGUACAACCAUGACCGCCUCAAGCCUAUCGAUAUUACCCAGCCUCAGGGUGUGUCGUUCAAGGUACGCGGCAACGAGCUGACAUGGGCCAACUUCAAGAUGCACAUCGGUUUUAACUACCGAGAGGGUAUCGUUAUCUCCGAUGUACGCACUCACGACAUGUACGAGGAACGCGAGCGUACUCUGUUCAAUCGUCUUUCUGUUGUCGAGAUGGUCGUCCCCUACGGCUCUCCUGAGAAGCCCCACCACAAGAAACACGCUUUCGACGUUGGCGAGUACGGCACCGGCUUGAUGACGAACUCCCUCAAGCUGGGCUGUGAUUGCAAGGGUGUCAUCCACUACAUGGAUGGUAUCAUGUCCAACUCAAAGGGUGAAGCCGCUGUGGUCAAGAACGCCAUUUGUAUCCACGAGGAAGAUAAUGGUCUCCUCUACAAGCAUACCGAUUAUCGCGAUGGUACAGUGAUCUCCGCUCGUGAUCGCAAACUGAUUGUCUCUCAAAUCAUCACUGCCGCAAACUACGAAUAUGGCUUCUACCACACCUUUACUCUAGAUGGCACUUACAAGUUGGAGGUGAAGCUUACCGGCAUGCUCAACACCUAUUGCAUGCACCCAACUGAAACCGCCGCACCUUUCGGUACAGAAGUCGCCCCCACCAUCAACGCCCACAACCACCAACACAUCUUCUCUCUCCGCAUCGAUCCCGAAAUCGACGGCCAAAAUAACACCGUCAUCCAAAGCGAUGCUGUCUCUUCCGAGGCCGCGGUCGGCUCCCCUGAGAACCCCUACGGCAAUGCCUUCUACAGCAAAAAGACUCCCCUCCGCACAUCCCUCGAGGGCGCCGCAGACUACUGCUACGAAACCAACCGCACAUGGGACAUCGUCAACCCCAACCGCAUCAACAGCAUCUGCAAAAAGCCCGUCGCUUACAAGAUCCUGAACAACAACUGCCCCCCAUUACUCGCCAAACCCGGCAGCACCGUUUGGAAGCGCGCUGCCUUCGCCCGCAAGCCCCUCUGGGUCACUCCCUACAAGGACUACGAGCUCUUCCCAGCCGGUGAUUACGUCUGCCAGUCCGAUGGUUCUGAAGGACACCCUUACAACUCGACCAUCGUCGACUGGGCCAAGCGCGAUGAGAACAUCGAGAACACCGAUAUCGUCUGCUACAUGCAGUUCGGUUUGACGCAUUUCCCACGUACGGAGGAUUUCCCUGUCAUGCCCGCUGAGCCGGUCAGCAUUAUGCUGCGUGCUUCAAACUUCUUUGAGAAGAAUCCUGGUCUUUGGGUGCCGCCUUCGGCUAUCUGUGUUGAUACACAGUCGAAGAAUGCGUUCCCAUCAUCUUGCUGUGCACCGAGCAAGUCCCGCAUGUAA